Molecule: messenger RNA, 16079 nt
Organism: Priapulus caudatus
Lineage: Eukaryota; Metazoa; Priapulida; Priapulimorpha; Priapulimorphida; Priapulidae
Product: probable E3 ubiquitin-protein ligase HERC1
Exons: 86
Coding region: 30-14900 (4956 amino acids)
Molecular function (GO): protein binding; ubiquitin-protein transferase activity
Source: RefSeq, a predicted model, not a curated record
GAUGUUAUGGAAUCAAUAAUCAUAACGUAAUGUAUAAUAUUAAUAAUAACCAGCCUGUAAAACUAAAGUGGUGUGAGCACCUGAAUAGUUCAUGGGUGCUAGAAGACUGCGAGACUAUUGCAAGCAGAGAUGGUAUCAAGUUGCUGUAUGAUAGACUGGUCUCAAACAAGGAAGUUAUUUCAGUUCCGAAUCAGACACUCGACCUCAAAGGACCAUCGUUGCCAGAUUUUCAGCAAGAAGGCCUCACUGUAGAGGAGCAAGAUCUGUAUUUGGAUGCACUACUCGCAAGCCAACUCAAACUCGCCCAGUCUGUGUGUGCAGAUACCCCAUUUGCGAGCACACUGCAACGCCGCCUGGUGGUCCUCCAGAGAAUUUUUUACGCAAUCUCGAGCAAGUAUCAUGACAAGGAGCAGCUGAAGCACCAGCAGGAAUGGUUGGACAUGGGCAGCGGGACGGGUGGCGAGCGGCUAGCCCUCGAGCGCGUGCGAUGCAGCUCGGACGCGCUCGUUGAGAUGGGCGUGCGCACGGGACUCACACUCAUCUUCACGCUCGUCCGACAGAGCUGGGAGCAGCCUGGACCUUCGCAGGGACUCUUCAACGUCGUGCUGCGCACUGCGAUGGAGGUUGUGACGUCGCUACCACCGCUGUCAUUGUCGAACGAGGGCAAGAUGCCGCAGAUGGGUCUCGAUAGUUUGAACCAGGUGACCGCGUUCCUAAAGAGUGCAACGUUGCCCAGCUGUGGUGCAGACACGCUCGGGAAGAGACUGUCAUCGGAGCUACUGCUAGGUCUGGCGUGCCAGCGUGGAUCUCUGCACCAUCUUUUGGAUUGGGUUGACAUGGCUCUAUGUGCCUCAGCGUCAUCUAGUGAUGAGAGCAGUGAAGUCAACUGCAUCACCUAUCAGUUCUUCUUUGAUGUGCUGCAUCAGAUGAAACGCUCUGCCGGAAGUACUGACACCUUCCAUCCAGUGCUGUUUCCCAUCAAGUGCAAUAGGCAGGGACAAACACCCCUGUAUCAGGCAGCUAUGUGUUUGAUGGAAGAGGUCACCAAGCUAGCAUCUGACUACGCCAAGUCUUGCUCCUGUGCGGAUGAGAACAAGAACACGGGAUGCGAUGGCGCGGACGUCGUGGCGGCGAGUGAGCAGAGCGAGGCGUACGUGUGGGGCAGCAACAGCAGCCACCAGCUAGCUGAAGGCAGCCAGGAGAAGGUCUUGCAGCCGAAGCAUGCCACCAGCUUCGGUGGUUCGCAGCAGAUCGAAGCUGGCCAGUACUGUACCUUCAUGAUUUGGAACGACGGGAGUGUGAGCGCUUGUGGAAAGGGCAGCUAUGGACGGCUAGGUCUCGGCGACUCCAACAACCAGCCUCAGCCGAAGAAGCUCGUGCUGGAGCCGGCGCGCUACAUCCGCAAGGUGUCCUCGAGCAAGGGCUCGGACGGACACACGCUCGCGCUCACCGUGGACGGCGAGGUGUUCAGCUGGGGAGACGGCGACUACGGCAAGCUGGGGCACGGCAACAGCUCGACGCAGAAGUACCCGCGCCUCAUCCAGGGCGGCCUCCACGGCAAGACGAUCAAGUGCAUCUCAGCCGGAUACCGGCACAGCGCUGCUGUCACCGAGGAGGGAGAGCUGUACACGUGGGGAGAGGGCGACUACGGGCGGUUAGGGCACGGUGACAGCAACAGCAAGAAUCUUCCUACCCUGGUGAAGGACAUCAGUAGUGUAGGGCAGGUGUUUUGUGGCAGCUCUCACACGGUCGCUGUCUCGCAAGAUGGCAGAACGGUGUGGUCGUUUGGUGCCGGAGACAAUGGUAAACUUGGACACGGUGAUACAAAUCGGGUAUAUCGACCGAAGGUAAUUGAGACGUUCAUUGGCCUGUUCAUCAGGAAAGUUGUAUGCGGGAGUCAGUCAUCCUUGGCAUUGACAUCAACUGGACAGGUGUACUCGUGGGGCACGGGCUCAUGCCUGGGAUGCGGCAGCGCGGAAUCCUCGGCUCUCCGUCCCCAUCUCAUCGACGAGCUGUCCCAAGUACGCAUCGUCGACAUCGCGUGUGGAGACAGCCACUGUCUCUCGCUCACACACGACAAUGAGCUCUACUCGUGGGGAAACAACUCGAUGGGACAAUGUGGUCAGGGGCAUGCCACAAGUCCCAUCACUCGUCCUGCCAAGGUCAUCGGUUUGGAGGGCGUUCCCAUCCAUCAGAUAUCUGCAGGGACUUCGCACAGCAUCGCGUGGACGGCUCUACCCAUUGACAGGCAAGUGGUGGCCUGGCACCGGCCGUUCUGUGUCGAUCUACAGGAGGCUACCUUCUCCAUUCUUCGUACGUUCAUGGAACGCUAUUGCGACGGUUUCGACUGCCUGUUGCCCCCGACUCCAUUCCCGACCGCCAGCGAUCACCACCAGUUUGUGCUGCUCUGCCUGAAAUUGCUAUGUACGCACCUGUCAUUGGCACUCGCCGGUGGAGUUGCUUCUACAGUGCUGGGAAGCCAGGCCCGUCCGCUGAGGCAUCUGCUUUUCCGACUGAUGGACAUGCACACUCCAGAUUCCGUGCAAGUGAUGGUCAGCGAGACACUGUCUAUAGGAGCGGCACUGCUGCUGCCUCCGCUCACAGAGAGGAUGGAGUUGCUACACUCUCUGCUUCCACAGGGCCCCGAUAGAUGGGACAGCCUCUCUAGGGGACAGCGCAUGCAGCUGGGCAUCAUCCUAACGAGCCUGCAGGACAACAACCACGUCGCGUCGCUGCUCGGAUACUCGAGUCCCGUCGACCACAGCGACCCGCACUGCGGCCGCAUGGGCCAGCCGGGCGACACCCACCUCGCUGAGGUGCUCAUGAAGAUGCUGCUGCGCAACCUGUCGUUUCACACCGAGCAAUCUCUGAAUGAGCUAGAGAAGAACAGCGAUAAGGAGCGCCUGCUGCAGACGUUUGAGGAUGGGGCGCCACCAUCGCACCUACACGAGCUUCUAGCCUCGCUGCAGAAGCACCUGCUCGUCUUCUGCCACGUCAACUCCGCAGAGCGCCAGCUGGUAAUGCCUAGCAUCGCCUUGCUACACAAACACCUGUCGCUAAUGCUGCCCUUGGCAGGAGAGGUCGUUGCUAGGUCAGCUCAGCUGCUGCAGGAGAGCAAUGGAAGUCAGUCUGUUAGAGAGAAGCUCUCUGACGUGUUGUAUCGGUCGGCGGCAGGUGCGAUGCUCUCGCAGGUCAUUCACUCGCUGCUGCUGCUGCCGGAGCCGUGCAUGCGGCCACUGCUGCACGAGCUGCUCUCACUGCUGCCGCACCUCGACCGCCUCAACCGCAUGCUGCCGGCCGCCUCCGCCGCCGAGGAGCAGGAGAUCAGCGCGCCCGAUCACGAAUGUCUAGAGUUGCAGUGUAGUCCGGCAAAGGACUGGGUGUGGUUAGUGGACGUGGAGCGGGCCAUUGCUCUGCUAGUGGGGCGAUGCCUCGGGGGCAUGCUGUUUGGACACCCUCUUUCACGCGAGGAGAAGGCAACAGAAUCGUGGCUGGCAUCAAGUUUGUUGAGUAAUGGACUAGAGAGAAGCGUGGAGGAUACAGGUGAUUUGUUAAUCAGAUUAAUUAAUAUGAUAGUAAACUAUUCGAUGGGAUUGAACAUUUGUAGAAGGCUGUUUACGUUGUUCCUACCAUUGUUCCUACUGUUGUUCUUACUGUUGUUCUUACUGUUGGUCCUACCAUUGUUACCUGCGCUGACGUGUGCUGGUAUUUGCAUUGUAGAGUCGAUGUUAUCUGACUUGAUGUCGUGUGAAGGGCCGUACGAAGUUGGCGAGCAGAGAGUGUCACCAGAGAUCGCCAUGUUGCUUGACCUCGCACUCGGGGUCAACCGUGAGCUUGUGCAGGACAUCUGGGCGAGCAUGCAGGAGUAUGCCCUCUAUAAAGACUGGGACACGGCGGACGUCGUCGGGGACUGGCUGCUUCAGCGCGUCUCUCGCUUCCUCCUCGCCUGCCUGCUGAAGCACUGCGGCCUGCUGAACGUGGCCAUUCGCCGCCUGCGCGCCCAGCCCUCACGACAGCUGCUCUGCGUCUACCACUGCGUCUACAAGGUCCGUCGGAGAAUCAUCGCCCUCAAGAGGGCGCAGGCAUCGGCUGGUCGCAAACCAUCAGAGCGAAGUAAGAAGGCAUCGGAGGCGGAAAAGGAGGAGCAGGAAGAAGAGACACUCACUGACGAACACACAGAGAAGGAAGUUGACGACGAGAACGGCGGCGGGGAGCCGGAUCAGAUCCUGCCGGCGGUGACGACAUACGAGACGACGUGCCGCGCCGUCAUGCAGCGCUGCAGCUUCCUUCUCGUCGGUGUGAAGACCGCGCUGCCGGGCGAGGAGGACAUCCUCAGCUCACAGCAUCGCUUCCUCACGAAGGAGGACUCCGGACGGCUGGAGACCGUCGCCUACAACGUUGAGGAUAUGGAUGACAGUGGAUUGCGGAUGGCUGGCGCAUCACGGAGCGGUCGCAACAGCCGUAAUUCUCAGGCUCAUCUGUCACUGGAGGAUAGCGCUUCCGCCAGCGUCCUGAGUCCUCGCUACUCCCCCAGCUAUCAGGGAAGCACGGAAGACGUGCAGCAAAGCACGGCCUCAUCCACGGUGCAGUCACUGAAGUCAGUGAAGGAAGCCCUGCGCAGGCUGAGGUGGCGGCAGGAUCGCAUGGGACUCUGCAGCGGUCGCAACAUCAGCACGACGAGUGUCGUGUCUCGUCUCACGCACAGCAUACUUCAGUUCGUCUGCGAUGACACAAGCAGUGGAGGGAACAAACAAGAUAGUCCUGCUGGUGUGUGCACCGAACCACACACGAUCGCCUUGGCAAUGGAUUAUCAACAAACACGUGCCGAGUGUCGCCUGAAGGCCCUCAACCAGAUUCUCGAGCUGCUAUCGACUGCUCGGGAGAAGGGCACGGAGGAGGAGGAGGUGUGGCGGGCGAGCCGGCCAGCGUUUGUCUACUCACCUCCCAGUGUGACGUCGACGACGCUGCUACACUCUGUGCACAUGCAACUGCUGCAGGGAUGCUUCGGGCUCGGUCACUUCCAGGCCGACAUGGCCGCGGGGUCGCAGCUCUACCACUACCAGGAUGGAAUUAAAGCGGCUAGCAGUAGUACUCAGCAUCAGAUUCAGACGGCCGUACACCACAUCUAUGAGCAUCUAGUCAACACGCUGUAUGACAGCGAGCAACCUGGCUCUCUUGGUAAAGAAGCGAGGCAGCGCCUACAGCUGGUAACCAUGUUCACACUGAGUGUGAAGUACCAACCAGCAGAUAUCACGCUGGCCGUCAACUGUAACAUGCUACAGUUACUGUCCAAGCUGUGUCUUGGCAUGACCUCUCUGAAGCACCACUACCCUCCGCUGUGCAGCGGAUCUGACAACCUACCAUUACUGUUGCAAGUUUCUAGUAUGAGGCUUCUACAGAUACUUGAGAUAACAACAAGCAUCUACUCGAGCAAGCUGAGCAGUGCGGUGCUGCAGGUGGUCGUAGACCUGCUCUUCACGCACGUGCGCGCCGCGUUCAAGGGCUGCUGUGGCUGCGAUGUCAAGCUGCUACGCUCGCCUUCCGUCGGGUCCUCCAAGGAAGAGAUACUGGCAGCGAGUAGGGAGGAAGCCAGCACCAGCAAGAAACGUGCGCUGAGUAAGAAGGUGGCGGAGAUGGCACUGGCCGACCUUCUAGUAUUCCUGCGCAGAAUUGCCUCCUCAAAGGAAAUUCAGGCGAUGAUGGCCAAGGAGGACUGGGUGGAUAUGCUUCUGACCAUCACAGGACACACUCAGACAGGUGGACUGCUGGUUCCAAACAUCCGAGUGCAGUUGUUAGCGCUUGAGCUUCUGGAGGUGGUACUGCCUGCGUGUGAGUCGAGCAGCCAGCAGGAGCUGAUAGCCACCGUCGCGUCACAACUGUUCUGCCACCUGUCAGACAACAUGUGGAGAGCACCGUUUGCAAUUGCCAAAGAACAGGCACAGCAGAAGGAGUCUAAGCUCGAGCGGCAGAUACAGCGGCUGAGCGACACGGAGGACCACCAGCUGGCGCCACCGGAGAUUGAGCCAUGCGCGGAAAAUGUUCCGGCCCAGGAUGCGGCGUUCGACACCGACAGGACCGUGUGCUGCUCGGUAGAGGGCGGUAGCGUGCUCAUCCACGGACACAGCGGCCGCGGAUACGGCCUCGGCAACGUCGCUAUCACGUCCGGUUGCUAUCAGUGGAAGUUCUACAUCAUGAAGGAGAACAGGGGCAACGAGGGCACGUGCGUCGGCGUGUCACGCUACCCGGUGCACGACAACAGCCACCGCACGACGACGGACAUGUGGCUCUACCGCGCCUACAGCGGCAACCUCUACCACGGAGGCGAACUCUCGCUGACCUUCCCCAACUUCACGCAGGGCGACUACAUCACCUGCAUCGUCGACAUGGAUGUGCACACGAUCGCAUUCGGAAAGAACAAUGAGGAACCUCAUGUUGCAUUUGAAGAUAUUGAUGCAACAGAGCUUUAUCCAGCAGUUUUGUUCUACAGUAGCAAUCCUGGAGAAAAGGUUAAGAUGCUAGACAUGCAGAUUCGGGGCCUCCCACGUGAGCUACUGCCCGGUGACCCUCUGUGUGCUCCGAUGAACACGGCUCUAGCCGAGGCACAUGUCCACCUCAUAUGCAGGUUACACGAGGAGGGUAACUGGGCUUCGCACAUCAAUGAAGAGAUACUUAGGCGUUUGGCAUCAAUAAAGUCCUUGAUCGGAGCCGUGAAGGACGCGUGGCAGGAGGCGGGAGACGCGCAGCAAUGGCAGUCGUCCAGCCCUGCUAAACCUGAUCUAGAUGUUAAAGCCAACGAGUCGGAGAGUGGUGAGAAAUGGGAGGAAAGUAAGGAGGUCAAGCUGAAAGAUAGCGAGGAGGCCACAAAGCAGCAGGAAGAAGAAAAGGAUAAUGUGGAGACCACUGACAGGACUAGCCUUACUGAUAAUGAAGAAAAAGGCAGCCUGGAAUCCCUCUGCCAGAUGGUGUGGCCAGCGCUGGCUGUCAUGGGUGGUGUGGACAGAGGCCUGCGUGCGGGUGGCAGUUGCCUUCACCUCGCCACUGGCAAGCGAGGUAUCUUGCUCGGCGUUAUCAAAGAGGGCACAACUACAGUCAAAGUGCAGUGGGAGGAAGACGUUACGGUCAGUGACAUCAACAUCAAGAGCAUAGAAGCGUGUAGCCAGGUGACGUUCGAUGCCUCUAAGGUGAUUGACUUCCCGCCUGAGUUGUUGAUGGACCUUCUGCAGCUGUCUGGCACACUAGAGGAGAGAAACAUUGCCGAUCUCUUCCGGCUGCAGCAUCGCAAACUACAUCUUGAUGUCGCGCGGCGAGCGAGCACGCAGGCCAGCGGCUACGCCUCCCUGCAGGUCGUCGUCGCUGCGCCGACGCUGCGACCUCCGACCUCUCGCAGCGAGCCUAACCUCGCUGGCGCGUCGUGCGGCGACGACGCCGUCAGCGGCGACGUGCGUCUGCAGGUCGUCGAGAGCAUCAGCACGCGCAUGGUCACCGACAUCAUCCAGAGCUCGCUGACCGCAGUCGACCGCCGCCGUGCCGCUGACGCCGCGACGCACAACGCCGUCGAGCCGUGCGGCGCCGAGACGCCGACGGUGGCGCCCUCGCGGCACGAGGAGGCGGCGCCGCGCGACGAUGCACCCCCGCCGGCGGUGGCGACGCCGGGAGACGAGCUGAGCAUGAUGCGCGUCGUCACCGUGCAGCUGGCGGCGCUGAAGGCCGUCGCCGCGACGAUGGGAUGCGCGCACUAUGCAGAGAUGAUGCUGGUGCCGAACGCCGGGAUGGUAGGAGGCGCCGGCGAGGACGCACGCGCGGCGGCGCGCGCCGUGAUGCGGCACAUGGUCGGCAAGGCGAUGCAGACGUCGACGAUACGACGUAAUGUCACCGUCGUCGACAUUGAGCGGGCGCACAGCGUGAUCUUCAAAUCAGCCGUGCAGGGUCACGCUGAGGAUGAGACGGACAUACGCGGCUUGCACGAGAAGCUGGGCUCGCUGAGGAAGCGUAAGUCGUGCAGCCGCGCAACGACGCCCGCGCAGGACGUCGCACCGCAGCUGGAGGCUGCCGCACAGGUUCACGACCCUCCCGCCGUCAUGACAACCAACAUGGAGACCAUGCCCAGCCCCUCGGCUCUGCUGCAGCAGCUGAUAACACCGCAGGGAGUGCUGAACAUGCGGCGUGGAGUCGUGCGUCACCGCGCGGGCCGCACCAUCUACACCUCCUCUCCACUGCAACAGGGUUACCGACAGCUGUCAACGGCUGGAUCGCCACCCGAUGAGCAACAGAGUGACUCUGCAGCCACCUUGCCACCAAGACCGAAAACAGCACCGGUGACACCACGAUCUCCGUCACCACCUCCACCACCGAUCGUAGCACCUCUCAUGGAGAUGGGAUUUACCCUGCAACACAUAUGCAAAGCUGUGGAAAAAACAGGUCUGUCUGGUGAGAGCUCAGCCCAUGGCAUUAAUACUCUCGCCACUUGGAUGAUCGAACACCCGCACAACGAUGCAGAAUUUGGUGCCUGCUUACCGGGUGCCAUGUCUGCAGCAGUGGCUCCCUCUGGUGCAUGCAGCCUAGAGCGAGAGAAAUCCACGGAGAGGCACCCACCAUUGGCUAGAUUACUCAAUAGGCGGGAGUCAGCCGAUCAGAUUCAUGAAGAUCAGGAGCGAUCGUCUCGUCUCUUCGAGUCGGUUGACCUCACUGACCGCGACCUUGAGCGUCAGAGGUCAUCACGCUGCGAGCGGGUGGCCGUGCUUGAACGCCAGCGUCCGAUCUCAGACAUCCGAGCAUUCGUCACGAGCACGAGCCGGGCGCCAUCUUCAGCCGGCGGCGGUAGCAGGGAGCCGCGCGAGAUCACGCGCGAGCGUCUACACGUGAGAGGCGAGGCGCAGCCGAUGUACGACGACAUGCUGGACAUCGACGACGACGCGGAGUCCGACGGCAUGGAGGACAUGUUUAGCUCAGAGUUCAACGACCGCGAGCCGGCCGGCCUGGCGUUCGUAGACUUUGCACCGGACUUGGACGACUAUGAAACAGCCGUGAAGUGUGAGCUGUGUGACAUCUUCACUCACAGCUUCAACCGACACAUGAAGCUGAACCACCCUGGCUGCGGCGGCAGCUGCGGCAGGCAGGGAUACCGUAGCAACGGUUCGUUUGUCGAUGGCUGGUUCGGGGGCACUUGUGGCACGGGCAAUCCCUACUACCUGCUCUGCGGACAGUGCAGGGAUCGCUACCUGGCACAGAAGGCUCUGAAGACGGAAGCGCGAUCGCUAGGGAUGGGAGUGAUCAGCUCGAACCUAGCUGAGGUUGUGAGUGUAGCGCCAGACCUGCUGGGGAGCUCCGAGUCUCCGGCUGAAGAGGACUACAGCCUGCACGAGGAAGACGUGGAGAACUGCCUGUCCGGUGCUAAAGGCUUCGAUGCCGUGAAGACUUUUCUCGGUCUCACUGACCACCGGUCAGCCCCCGACGUCGUCCGAUUCACCGACACCGACCCGCUAGGAUUGAAAUACGUGCCCAUCGCCUGUAGCGACACGGUCAACAUCGAUGGUCAAGGAGUGGCAGGGCAGAGUAGAGAGGAGAUGGCGAAGACAUUGGGAGAACAGGCAGCUCUGCUGUCGACCGCACAUGACCGCAUGCUGGCCUUACAGCGCAUGCUCGCAGCUGCCCAGGUGCUUGUCGCUAGAGAGAUGGUGAUGCGCGCACUCUCACUGCUGUCAGUCAGCAAUUCGGCGUGCAGCCUCUCCGCCGGUCUCGAGGCGAUUGGUCUCGCCGACAUACGACUCAUCGUGCGACUCAUGUGUCUCACGGCUGCUGGGAGGAUAGAGUUCCCGAGCUCGAGUCUGCACCGACACGUGGCUCCCACGAUACCGGAUCUUGGCGGCUUGAAUGCAUCGCUGGGCCUUAAAGGAAAGUAUGCUAUCAGCAUCCAGUACCUCAGCACGGCCGUGAGCGCCCUGACAAGAGAGCAUCCAGAAGCAUCGCAGCUCCUGGUGCAGCUUUGCGUUCAGGACCUCAUGCUGGCGGCGAUGGGGCUGAACACGAGCGUGAUGGACGACGCGAGGAAGCGCAAGCACACAGCGAGCAGCGCCGCAGACGCCUUGCACCACCACCGCGCUCUCUCCUCACCCAGCUUCGCAGUCACGCAGGCUCUCGUCGCGCUGCUCGCCUGCAGCGGCGGCGGCGUCCUCGGGGACGCCAUCCUGCCGUCGCCUAGCAAGGACGACGCGGCAAAGUCUCGUAACUUCAUAGUCAGCCUAAUCUAUAAUUUUCCUUCUCUUCCAGCGCCACCGCAGAGUAUGGAGAGUAAGAAAAUGGACUUGAUGCCGCUCGCGAAUGCGCUCUCGGCGUGCGUGCUGUCCGCCCGGCUGCCCAGCCAGCACCGUGAAUGGGCAACACAUCAGCUACUGAGGUGUCUGAUGCUGCACAGUAGUCAGGCGCCGGAGGUUGAGGCCGACAUCAUGGGGGACCUUGGCGUCGGCGCCGUGACGCGACUAGAGGCGCAUCAGAACAGCGUCAUCAACUGUUGCGCGCUCCCCAACAAGAAUCUGCUGGCGUCCAGUGCGUGUGACGGCACAGUGCGCGUGUGGAGCCUCGCAGGCGGCCGCGCGCAGCCUCCGCUGCUGCAGCAGACCUGCGUGUUCUACGACGGCGCCGGCACGAUGAGCGCGGAGCGGCUGGACGGUCAGCCGCCGGUCAACGCCUGCUGCAGCGCGACCGGCCGGCUAGUGGCCGCCUCGAUUGCGGAACUCGUCAACGUGUGGUGCGUCGCCGGUGAGUGCAUCGACACGCGGCUCUCCCUGUGUGAUUCUCCUGGAGCUCUCACGCCUUGUCACGAGCGAAUGACGAUGCGCGGGCAAGGCAACCUGAUCACCCAGUCAUCGCAGAUCACCGCGCUAUGCUGGCCUCGUAACCGCGACGCCACGGCGGCGGCGGCGGCCACGGCGGUGUGCGAGAUGCGUCUCACGCACGCUUCCGAGCCACUCCUUAUUGGCUGUCUAGACGGGUCAGUCAGCGUCGUAGAUGUCAUCGAUGGCUCGACGUACCACCAGGAGGCACUGCAUCACUGCGCGCGGAAGGACGCUAACGUAUCAAUCAGCGCCCUCCAGUGGUUUGAUGAGGAGAAGCGAUUUGUCAUUGCCUAUGGUGACGGUGUAGUGGGACUGUGCAGCAGGGAUGCUGGGAAGCUGCCAUGGUUUACCCAUGCUCAUGAGAAUGCUGUCACUGCCAUCCAGUGCACACCGUCAGGACACGGCUUCGUCACCUGCGCUUCGGAUCUGACAGCAAAGAUGUGGACGCCCUCUGGUGGCAGGCUAGUGAAUGUCUGCACGCUGAGGCACAGCAGUGAGGUGUUGGCUGUGGUCGUGUGCCCACUGCCUGGCCGGGGUGAAGCACCCAUGCUGCUGCUAGCAACGGGCACUAAGAGUGGAUUAGUGAGCGUGUGGAAGGUCCCGCAGAUAAACGGUUCGACAAAGACACCCACCGAUGCAGACAAGGAGUUACAGGACUUGCAGUGCCUUGCUGCAAAGAUGGAGCAGCAGUGUGUGAUGAGUGCAAGAGGCCACCUAGCCAGCAUUGCUUCACUUGCUUUCCAUCCCGGAGGCAUGAUGCUUGCUUCAGGCUGCAGUAAUGGCAUUCUAAACAUAUGGUCACUGCAGGAUGGCUGCGUACUGCAGACGCUGGCAGGAAGUGGCACUGUUCAGGACCUUUCCUGGGCCAGCGAGCACAGACUAGCAGCCUGUUUUAGCAGAAGCAAGGAUGUGCUGCUGCUAGAGUGUGGCGUCGGCGCUCUACAUGUCAGGAGUAGGGUGGUCGCGGCGAGUCGGGCUGCUCUGAACGCGCGUGGCGUCAGGGGCCUGCACAACGCACCCUGCCUGCAAGGUCUACUGCAGUGGCUGCCGACGCUGCUGCAAGAGCAGCAUCAGUACGAGAAGGUGCACGUCGUCAGUGGGGAGCAGCUGAUGCACAGCACCUACCUGCAAUGCCUCGCCAUGCUCGCGCUCAGCCUCCAGCUGGAGCGCGUACUCUGCCACCCGCUGCACCCGCUGCACCACCCCGCCGAGGCGGCGGGGGCCGCCGGCGAGCCAGCAGGGGGCACCGUGCAUGAGUGGCAGUGGCUGCUGUCGUACUGCACGGCGGUGCGCGCGGCGGCGGCGCUGAGGGACGCGGCGGCGCUGCCAGCAACCUUCGUCGUGCCGGACGUGUCGAGGCGGACAGACGACGCGAUCUACAAUCCGUCCUGUUGGAAUCUGAAGCUGGAUGAGGAGAUCAUGUUGUGGGCGACGCAGCGUCCAGAGGACUGGCAGCAGGGUGGUCGCUGUGAGGUCUACCUGUGUGGAAGCGGCAGACACGGUCAGAUGGGCGAGGCCGGGCGAAGCUCCUGUACACCCAUCAUCACCCCGUCCUUCUCACACUGUCAGCAGGUGAUAUGUGGGCAGAACUGCACAUUUGUGAUACAGGCUAGCGGUACAGUGUUGGCGUGUGGGGAGGGCAGCUAUGGGCGACUCGGCCAGGGCAAUUCUGACGACCUGCAUUCCUUAAAGAUCAUCUCGGCACUACAAGGCUUUGUCGUCACGCAGCUGGUGACGUCGUGCGGCUCGGACGGGCACAGCAUGGCGCUGACGGAGAGCGGCGAGGUGUUCAGCUGGGGCGACGGCGACUACGGCAAGCUGGGGCACGGCAACAGCGACCGGCAGCGGCGGCCGCGUCAGGUCGAAGCUCUGCAGGGGGAGGAGGUCGUACAGAUGGCAUGCGGGUUCAAGCACAGUGCUCUUGUGACUGCCGAUGGCAAGUUGUACACGUUUGGUAAUGGCGACUAUGGCAGACUGGGCCACGGUAACACAUCUAACAAGAAAGUUCCCGAGAGGGUUGCGGCUUUCGAAGGAUAUCACAUCGGUUAUGUUGCAUGUGGCCUUAACCACACGUUAUGCAUGUCAUCUGACGGCAACACAGUGUGGAGCUUUGGAGAUGGAGACUAUGGAAAACUGGGGCUGGGAAGUUCCACGGCUAAGUCCUUGCCACAGAAAGUGGCGGGCCUAGUCGGACUGGGAAUGAAGAGCGUGCACUGCGGCACUCAGUUCUCCAUCGCACUCACAAGAGACGGCAAGGUCUACACGUUUGGACAAGAUCGCAUGAUCGGCCAGCCCGAGGCGCGCGCCCGCCAGCACAACAUCGCACAGCAGCUUCCCGGCAUGAUCGCCGCCGUCGUCGUCGACGCGGUCGCCGUCGGCUCGGAGCACACGCUCGCGCUGACGCACACGCGGGAGGUGUACGGCUGGGGCAACAACAGCGACGGACAGCUGGGCGUCGCGCACGCGCAGUCCGUCAGGGAGCCUCAGCUUCUCUCUGCGCUCGUCGGCAAGGAGAUAAAGCAGAUAUCUGCAGGCAGGACACACAGCGCAGCGUGGACGGCACCUCCCUUACCUCACAGGACUCCGGGAGCGCCCGCUCCUCUCCAGCUAGGUCUCCCGACGUCGAUACCGCCUCAGUACUCGGCUUUGAAAGACUGUGAUAUUCAAGCCAUCUGCAAGCGACUCAGGCUCCUUUACCAUUUCUCUGAUCUUAUUCUCUCCUCGUGGAGACUUCUCAACCUCAUUCCAGACAAAAGCUUAGUCACGCCAUACAGUAGUGGUCUUGAGGGUCUGAUACAAGGGCCUCUGCGCUCUCUCCUGGCACCUCGUGUCUACACCUUACCGAUGGUCAGGGUGACAGGGAGAACAAUGGUGCAGGGGAAAAACUACGGUCCACAGAUCACUGUCAAGCGUCUCGCGACACGGGGGAAGAAAUGCAAGCCGAUCUUCAUCCAGAUUUCUCAGCAGGUGGUGAAGCUCAACCCAGCUGAUCUACGGCUGCCGGCGAGAGCCUGGAAGGUGAAGCUGGUCGGCGAGGGAGCGGACGAUGCGGGCGGAGUCUUCGACGACACGAUCACUGAGAUUUGUCAGGAGCUGGAGAACAGCACCGUGUCGCUGCUCAUCCCGACACCGAACGCGUCCAGCGAGGCUGGCUACAACCGCGACCGGUUUUUGUUAAAUCCAGCACUAACUUCAGAAGAACAUCUCCAGCAGUUUAAAUUCUUAGGCAUCCUCUUUGGUGUGGCUGUUAGAACCAAGAAACCUUUAGAUCUGCAUUUGGCACCCAUGGUGUGGAAGCUGCUAGCAGGUAUGGAGGUAACAGCAGACGACAUUGAGGAGGUAGACUUCCUCUUCAUGCAGAGUCUGCGUGGCAUCUGCAACAUCCACGAGAGUGGCGUUACCAGCGACAACUUCUACGAGGUUAUACCUCUGGACUGCUUCCUGGGUCAGAGUGCAGAUGGCAGGUUUGUUCCUAUCGUGCCGGGAGGCAAGAGCAUUCCCCUGACCUUCAGCAACCGGUUGGAGUAUGCGGAGAGAACAAUUCAAUACAGACUUCAUGAGAUUGAUAUGCAGGUGGCAGCAGUGAGGGAGGGUAUGUCAUGGAUCAUCCCCGUGCCGCUGUUGUCGUUGGCGACGGCUCAGCAUCUUGAACAGCUUGUCUGCGGUAUGCCUGAGAUUCCCAUCGACGUGCUCAAACAGGUCAUCAGGUAUCGUGAGAUCGAUGAGACACACCAGCUGAUCGUGUGGUUCUGGAACAUCCUCGAACAGUUCGGCAACGACGAACGCGUGCUGUUCAUGCGGUUCGUCUCGGGCCGCUCACGCCUGCCCGCGAACAUCGCCGACAUAUCGCAACGCUUCCAGAUCAUGAAGGUUGACAGGCCGCGGGACAGCCUUCCCACGUCGCAGACCUGCUUCUUCCAACUGCGCCUGCCUCCCUACUCCAGCCAGGAGGUGAUGGCUGAGAGACUGCGCUACGCCAUCCAGCACUGCCGCUCGAUCGACAUGGAUAACUACAUGUUGGCGCGCAACACCGACACGGCGCAGCCAUCUGAUGACGAGUAUGAGUGACACGCAACGUGUGCGCGUCUGUGAUCGUCUGCUACUGCUGCUGCUGCUGCUGUUGCUGCUGUUGCUACUGCUACUGCUGCUGCUGGUGGUGGUGGUGGUGGUGGUGGUGGCUGAUGCAGCUACUUAAUCGUGUGAUUACUGUAGCAGCAGCUAAAUGUCGUACUGGCGGAUUUGGCAGGAUAAACGCAGGUCACCGCUGAGGGCGGUGUCGUUGCCAGAGAUCUAUGGCAGAGCGUUCGCUGAUAAAGUUGAAUAUAUGUGAGCCUUCACGGAAGACGACUUACUAGUCAUCAUUAUCUCUGCAUUAACGGUUAAAUUAUAUAAUUAUUGUAAUAUGAUAUUAGAUUACAUCACGCAGGAUUUCGUUAUAAUGCAGUCGCGAGAUUAGCAAUAUUACCCCCCACCCCCGUUGUUAUUUGCGUAUGUUCAGUAUAUACUGCUCUCUGAGUAUAUAGACUCGACUGAUGUUCAAGCAAGGAGGAAUCGCCGGUGUUGCCGGCAUGGUAACGGGUUCAAAGGGCAGCAGAUGACCGCAUCGUCUCGAUUGUGUCUGUAACCUUUCUGUGAUGAAAUGUACAGUAGGACUUAGCUGGUCUUGGACAUUGUGAGUUAGCGGAAUUCAGUCUAUUCCACGCCUAGUAAUUGCAGAUAUACAAAGGAAUGAAGAUAAAUCAAUGAAAUCGCCCACGGGUUUGUAUACGGUAAACUGAACGUGGUAAUGGAACGAACUGUGUCUGUCACCCAGUGUGUACAUUGGGUUCGCACUGAGUAGGUAUCGCAGUACCUUCUUCAAAAUAUCAGCUUAUGGAGGGUAAAAUGAAAUGUCAUUGGGGAUGUGCUCGUUAGAUGUCGCCUUUUAGCGGGAGUGAAGAGUGAAGGGUGGGUGCUUCGUGGUUGUCUAGCAGCACUUAUCGUGACACUUUCGCGCUCAUUAAGCGAGCUGAGUGCCGAGGAACUGCAAAUCCGCCGACUACUUUACACACACACGCACACGCACACGCACACGCACACGCGAGAACGCACGCACACACACCUGCAAACACGAGAGCAUACACGCGCACGCACACCCGAGCACGCACAUACGAGCAUACACGCGCGCUCCCAUGAGCACGCACAAACGAAGACACACACGAAGACACACACGCGCGCUCCCAUGAGCACGCCCACACGAAGACACGC